Bombyx mandarina (wild silkworm) is the source of this 1995-nucleotide messenger RNA. RefSeq names its product glucose dehydrogenase [FAD, quinone]. Gene Ontology annotation, molecular function: flavin adenine dinucleotide binding; oxidoreductase activity, acting on CH-OH group of donors. NCBI's taxonomy places the organism in Eukaryota, Metazoa, Arthropoda, Insecta, Lepidoptera, Bombycidae. The record is from RefSeq and is a predicted model, not a curated record.
ACGACACAAAGCUCCCUGCACCAUACUACAACAUACAUUCAUAAUUAGAACAAAUGAUUAAUCGCUUCGUUAUUUUCUACUUUAAGCUUCAAAGAUGAUAUUAGCUCCAGAGGAGUGCGGCUGUCCGCUUAUUGAAGAAGGAGUCUCUAUAGAAAACUCGCCGAUUUGCAGUGGAACUCUGCUAUUUAUGGUAUUACUCGAAGGGUACAUCCGAGGUCGUUGCAAAAUCGCAACUCCUUGCGCUAAUGUAAGAUCCGCUGAACAACUGGAUGCCCGUUACGAUUUUAUUGUGGUGGGCUCAGGUCCGGCCGGAGCCAUUGUUGCUGGAAGACUCAGCGAAGAUAAGAAUUUUAAUGUACUAUUACUGGAAGCCGGAGGUCAAGAGCCUACGGGAGCACGCAUUCCCUCUUUCUACAGAGCAUUCUGGUCAAACAAAGAGGUGGAUUGGGAUUAUAGAACUGAGCCCGACAACUAUUGUCUCGACCAAGGCGAUAAAGGAUGUCCUUGGCCACGAGGAAAGGUUCUUGGUGGAUCAAGUCUCCUUAAUGGUAUGAUGUACCAUCGAGGCCAUGCCGCUGAUUACGAUGACUGGGUGAAGCUCGGUGCUGAAGGUUGGUCAUGGGAGGAAAAUCUUCCAUACUUUGACAUGACCGAGGGGAACAAGGAAAUUGGAACUAUAGUGAGCCAGAAACACCACUCUAGUUCAGGGCCUUUGCCUGUUCAAAGAUUCCGUUACCAAGGUCCAGCCGUUUAUAAACUAUUGGAUGCCCUCAACGAAACUGGGUUCUCUAUCAUAGCUGACAUGAAUGAUCCUGAAACUCCCGAUGGAUUCACCAUAGCACAAGCGUUUAACGAUAACGGCCAGAGGUACACAACAGCGCGCGCGUACCUGAAACCGAAGUCAGAACGACCGAACCUGACAGUGAAACUGGGAGCGCACGUUACAAGAGUCAUAGUGACCGACGACACAGCCACCGGCGUUGAGUUCAUCGACUCCGACGGAAAUUCAAAUAUCGUUUAUGCUUCUCGAGAGGUGAUUUUAAGUGCUGGAGCGUUAAACACUCCUCACAUUCUUUUGCAUUCCGGCAUUGGACCCCGAGAGACGCUAGAGAAGUACAACAUUCCAGUCAAAGCAGAUCUCCCAGUGGGUUUGAAUCUUCAGAAUCACGUUGGUGUCACUGUAUCCUUUAUACUGCCUAAACUCAACGACACACGAGUCUUGGAUUGGAGCACGCUUGCCACAUACUUGUUGAAUCAGGAGGGGCCUAUGGCGUCCACCUCAAUUACUCAGGUAACAGGAUUGUUGUAUUCAAGUUUGGCGGACAAAAGAAAAAAGCAACCUGACCUUCAAUUCUUCUUUAAUGGCAUGUAUGCAGAAUGCUCCAAGACGGGCUUCGUGGGAGAGACUAUUGACAGUGACUGCCAAGAAAGAGGAACAAAUAUUACAGCCAAUGCAGUGGCGCUCCUGCCAAAAAGCAAGGGAUACUUAACGUUGCAGUCUUCAGACCCACUAGUUUCUCCAUUAUUUUAUCCGAAUUUCUUCUCACAUCCUGAUGAUAUGAUCGUGGCCAAAGACGGACUCAGAUAUUUGAAAAAAAUAUCUGAAAGCAAGAUCCUAGAAUCAGAAUAUGGCAUAGAACUAGAUCCCGAAGCGACUGAUGAGUGUAGUGAGACCUCAGAAGACUGGUCAGAUGACUGGAUGGAGUGCAUGAUCCGAUUGCACACUGAUGCCCAGAAUCAUCAACUCGGCACAACCGCUAUCGGCUUGGUCGUCGAUCCUCAACUAAAAGUCUACGGAAUUGAAGGUUUGAGAGUUAUCGAUGCAUCGGUCAUGCCGUCACAGCCGACGGGCAAUCCUCAAGCAGCGAUCAUGAUGGUCGCCGAGCGAGGCGCGGCUUUCAUCAAAGACACUCAUUCCUAAAACGACGGCUGUUCGUGUUUACGAAAAAAAUAUAUUUGAAAAUGGAAAUAAAGACUUGCUAAACAUUUGUGAUU